GAGUGCUAAGUGCAGUAUGUGUCACGAAUUUGGAAAACGAUAAAAUUAAAAUCGUUACGUCUUGUUUGAGUAAUAAUUUGAUAAAGAAUCAUUAAUUCUGUACAUUUUCGUCAUUUACCACUAAGCUUUAAAGAUGGACAAGAGGAAAUUAUCUACAGCAGGCGACAGUUUGUAUAGACUACUAGAAGUGCCCAAAACCGCUACUGCGGACGAUGUCAAAAAGAGUUAUCGAAAACUGGCACUAAAAUAUCAUCCCGAUAAAAAUCCAAACAAUCCCGACGCAGCAGAGAAGUUUAAAGAAGUAAACCGCGCCCAUAGUAUACUCAGCGAUACGACGAAGAGGAAUAUUUAUGACAACUACGGCUCACUCGGACUGUACAUAGCCGAGCAGUUCGGUGAAGAAAAUGUCAACGCCUACUUCGUUGUUACUAGCACCUGGUGCAAAGCGCUGUUCAUCGUAUGCGGUAUUUUAACGGGAUGCUACUUCUGUUGCUGCCUAUGCUGCUGCUGCAACUGCUGCUGUGGCAAGUGUAAGCCGCGCCCACCGGAGGAAUCCGGCGACUACCACACUCUGGAGCGCGACGAUUCGGACGGCGUCCAGCCGGUUACGAGCCAGCCGGGCAGCGAGGGUAGACCCGCGGAGCAGGCCGUGCCCAUCGCCAUGCCCGCGCCCGCCCCGCCGGGAGUCUCCGAGAAUACCAACCUCAACACAGGGGCCAGUAUUCCUAAAUACACGUGAAGUGUAACAUAAACUUAAUUAGUAAAGGAAAAGAGGAACUGACUACUUAUUACCACCAACAUACAACUAAUAACUGAUGUAAGCCUAACAAGCAUUUUAUUUUGUAUGAUAUAUUUAUUAUGAUUUUUUCAUUUAAGUAUAUUUCUUACCUGGAAAUAUUUAAAUUAGAGAUGAGACGGAUAUCCGGCAACUAUCCCGUAUCCGGCCUAUCUGAUGGCUAACUGCUAAAUAAAAGUUCUGGAUAAAAAAAAACUUGAGAGGUGUCAAACUAGGACACCCGGAUGGAUCGAGGUUAUAAAUAGGAGUCUAUUUCUCAAUACUAAUGAUCGCAAUUUUAACCAUUGCAAAAUUCAACCUCAAAUAAAACAAUUAAUUAUAAGUUUCAAAUU
Molecule: messenger RNA, 1128 nt
Organism: Aricia agestis (brown argus)
Lineage: Eukaryota; Metazoa; Arthropoda; Insecta; Lepidoptera; Lycaenidae
Gene: Csp
Product: dnaJ homolog subfamily C member 5
Exons: 2
Coding region: 134-739 (201 amino acids)
Biological process (GO): regulation of neuromuscular synaptic transmission
Cellular component (GO): type Is terminal bouton
Source: RefSeq, a predicted model, not a curated record